Capra hircus (goat) is the source of this 1832-nucleotide messenger RNA. It is a transcript of the gene FAM110D, whose product is annotated as family with sequence similarity 110 member D. The transcript has 2 exons. Bases 122 to 1039 code for a protein of 305 amino acids. NCBI's taxonomy places the organism in Eukaryota, Metazoa, Chordata, Mammalia, Artiodactyla, Bovidae. The record is from RefSeq and is a predicted model, not a curated record.
GCUCUCUUGGCUUUUCCUGUGGAGAGUGAGGUUUGGCUGCCACCAAAGUUACUUCCAGUCCCCGCUGUCCCUUCUGCCUUCAGUCUGGACCUGCCUGGGGACCCUGGCAUUCAGCCUCUCCAUGCAGAGCAGGUCCCAGGGAGCCCCAGCCAACUGCUCUCAGUUCCUUCACUAUCUGCCUGCCUCCAGCGGCUUAUGGAGCACUGUCCUGCCCAGUUCUGCUAAAAUGCUUCUGGCCUCUCCCUCCACCCCGUCCCGGGGACGGACCCCCAGCGCCGUGGAGAGGCUAGAGGCCGACAAAGCCAAGUAUGUCAAGACGCACCAGGUGAUCGCGCGACGUCAGGAGCCGGCUCUGCGUGGGGGUCCCGGGCCGCUCACCCCGCACCCUUGCAACGAGCUGGGGCCCCCUCCAUCGCCCAGGACGCCCAGGCCCGCCCGCCGGGGCAGUGGCAGGCGACUGCCAAGGCCUGAUUCCCUCAUCUUCUACCGCCAGAAGCGGGACUGCAAGGCUUCGGUGAACAAAGAGAACGCCAAGGGUCAGGGGCUGGUGCGGCGCCUCUUCCUGGGCAGCCCCCGAGACGUCGCCUCGAGCAGCGCAGGCUCAUCGGAGCGACCCGCGGCUUCCGGGGGUUGGGCCGCGCCCCAAGAUGCCCCAGAAGCGGCGGGAAAGCGGGCAUUGUGCCCCACGUGCUCGCUGCCCCUGUCGGAGAAGGAGCGCUUCUUCAACUACUGCGGCCUGGAGCGCGCACUCGUGGAGGUGCUGGGGGCCGAGCGCUUCUCUCCGCAGAGCUGGGGCGCCGACGCCAACCCCCAGCCCGGAACGUCCCCGCCGCCGGGCUCCGGAGACGCCAGCGACUGGACGUCCAGCGAAGGCGGCGGAGAUCGCCGGGACGGUGCGGAGGGCGGCGGCUCAGAGGCGGCGGGCUCGGAGCGCGAUGGGCGCCCCCAGGUGUCGGUGGUGGAGCGCAACGCGCGCGUCAUCCAGUGGCUGUACGGCUGCCAGCGCGCUCGCGGGCCACCGCGCGAGUCCGAGGUGUGACCGCCGCCGCUCGGGGGCCGGCUCUCCUGGAGUUGGGGGUCCGGGGAAGGGCAAGGAGCGGGCGCGGGGCUGGACCCGGGCAAGGGCAGGGACUCCCUGCCUCACGCGUCGAGUGCUUUGGGGCAAGCCCUUCCCUCUGGAUCGCGGCGUCCACUCAUGAACCUUCGGAGCUUGGGACCAAAGGGUCCCGUAGGCCCUUCCCAACGCAGACUCAGGACGGGGAGGGAGCCGGCCUCGCGGCCCCUGUGGAGGCCGGGAGGCGAGUGAAGACUGGGGUGGGAGAUCAGAGAACCUGCUGAAUAAAGUCAAAACGUUCUUUAACGGACUCGGAAGGUUGGAUUACAGGGCAGACGCGCGAGGGUUUUGGAGUGUGGCUUCCAGACUGACUGUGUGACCCUGGGCCAGCUCUCCGCCUCUGGGAACCGCAACGACAUCCCCUCGGUUGAUCAAAGUAUUUUUGAAAUGGUCACAAAGAGCUUGGCAAAGUUGAGGAAGUGCUAAGUAAACGAAGCCUCUAGCACCACUACCGAAUUAAUAUAAUACUAACAGUAACACUAUUAUGAUAAUCUCUGCCAUUGACCGGCCCCCACCACAGGGGUGGGGUCCAAACUAUUUCGGGGAAUAGAGCCUUUGGGGAGGUUGGGGGAGAGGUCUGCUCCCAGAAAUCUGGGGUUCACUAGUCCCUGAAGGCCCCCAUUCCUGGAGUUUUGCUGCCCAUUUUGGUUACGAGGUAUGAAGGGCUGAAAUGUGGUGUUUCCAGAAUCAGGAUAAUAAAGGACUUUUCAAGCCAGGA